GGCCAUGCAGAGCUGCCUGUCCUGGCCGGCCACCCCGGGGCCGGCGUGACCACAACAUCCUGCCUGUCCUUUUCUGGGUCCAACGCCUCCGUCACUGAACAGUUUGAUGGAGAAUCGGUCGGAUGACAGCGGGAACUGUUGUUAUCACCGGGGGAAUCCUUGCAACGGUGAUCCUACUGUGCAUCAUUGCCGUGCUCUGCUACUGUAGGCUACAGUACUACUGCUGCAAGAAAAAUGACUCCGAUGAGGAAGAGGAGGAGGAGGAGGAGGAGGAGGAAGAGGAAGUGCCCGACCUCCCCACGCACUCACACCUCGGCAUGUGCAACGCCUGCAGCUCCCGCAUGGUGGACGGCCAGGGCAGCCCCGCGCCCCCGCCCAGCGAGCUCAACCAGCACGGGGCUCACAACUACUGCCCGACCUGCUCCCCCUACGGAUCCCCCUUUUACAUCCGGACUGCCGACAUGGUGCGCAACGGGGGCGAGAGGGUCACCUACACCCCCGCGUGCUACAAGGAGAUGGGGCCGCCCAUCAACAUGGCCACCCUGCAAGGCUACACGCUGAGCCGGCACGGCCUCCUCCGCGACAGCUUCCCGAACCCGCGGGCCAUCAGCACGGAGGUGUAGUCACCAUUGCCACUAGCACAGGGUGUCCCCAGCCGGCGCCCGCUCGAGGGAAGGGGCUUUUCACUUGUCUUUGGGGGUGUUCCCGCAGGGAGGACCCCGUAGGCCCAGCCCCAGACCAGCACGGUCCUCCUGCUGACCCGCCCGGCACGGCGAAGCUCUACGGGCGAGAAGGGGAGCGAGACCUUGAAGGGCGAUGUUGAACCGGCCACCUCCGAACCCAUCAUAAGUGUCAUUAUUAUCUACUCUGUCUCCCAAAGGGACUUGUCUAACGAGGGCUAUGUACAGUACAACCUAAUUUAAUUACCCCCAGCUCCCUGAGCCCAGAGUGAGGCCUUGGGUGCCCUCUGCCUCCGGCACAAGGUGCAAUGGGUGACCACCCGCCAGCUGCCGCCCCUGGCAAAUCCCAGUGCUGAAAGGGGCAUGGCAGCGCUCCUCGGCGAUGGGAAAGCAAGGAAGGGAGGAUCCAGGUCGCCCUGCUCCCCUCGUGCUGCAUCAGUUGUCACUAGCAGUUACCUUUUCUGUUCGAGUGUAAGAUAGGGCACCGCGUCCCACCUGCUUCGGCCUUCGCACGUGCUGAAGAAGUUCAAGACAUGAAUUUAGGUCACUGCCGGGGGAGGCAAAGCUGCUCGCCAAAGCGCUCACCCACGCGAACGGGCACAGGCUGGUCCUUCUGCGGCCGAAGCCCCCACCUCUUCUACUCUUCACAAGCUUUCUUAGGAGCAAUUUUAACUUGGACCCAUGAAAACGGCAAGAUUUUACUUAUGGGAAGAAUUGUAUCCCUAAAUAACUGUGGUUUUGUUCACCUUCUGCUUUCAAGGCCCUACCCAACCCACCCUGACAGCUCCAACGGCCAGAGGAAGGUUGGUUUUAGGAUGAAUUUUGCUUUCAACAGCAACAGCAGAGUCCACCAGGUUGCAUCUCCUCCUUUGCAGGGCCCACAGCCUCCCACAGAAGAGUGAUAUUCAGGUGGUUGGGUCCCCCCUGCUUUUGUUUUUGGAAGAAGAGGCUGCAAGACCCAAAUGCGGGUUCACCGGCACUGCGGCUGGCAGUGACAGCCAGUGACUCUGCCUUUCUGCAAAAAUGAAUGUGGGAAAGUUUCUUCUUCCUCCAUAAAUCAAAUUAGGUGAAAAAUUACUAAAAGGACAUCUCCAUCAUUCACAGGCACUUCCAUAGCAACCAGUGCAGGACUGCUCAGCUGAGCGCUUCCCAUUCACAGCAGGGAGGAGGGACCAGGACAGCAAUGAUCCCUGCAGAUGCUGUUGGAGGCAAUGGCAGGAAACACUUGCCAUGCCUUUGCAAUAUAGGUUAGGACUGCUCAGAAAUGUGAGUAGUGAGGUCUUUCUUUCACCACUGCAAUUUAGAAAUCAUCCUGCUGCCCACAGAAGGAUUUGGACUUAACCUCCCCAUUCACACAGGGAAAAGGUAGGUCUCAGUAUAGAAGGCACAUGGUACAUCAGCCUUGAGUGUCCACAUUUUCAGGCAAAAGGCUGAUGUUUGGACCUGCUCUUGCCUUGGCACCUCUGCUCAAACAACCUGAAGAAAAGAGCCAGACAAAUGCCACUGGUCAUGGUCCUUGUAACCAAACACCUUGUCCCAGCCUGCAUUUUACACACACUUCUGAGCAAAUGUUAUGCACCAUCUCCCCCACCUCCGGCCCAAAAAGACACUGCAUUUCCAUUAUCUGGAGACUCGGUCUGGCUGCAUCGCUUUUAGAGUCUCUUCCCAUUCUUCAAAUAGUGAUAACAGGUUUUAAUGUCCUCUCAUAUUAAGGGCAGGCAGGAGGGAAGAUGAAAGUUAGCAGCAGCAAAGCUCUCUGGAUCCCACUGGUCCAUAGUCUGUAGCUCCUACCGCUUCCCAUCCAGCCCGUGCUCCUCCCUGAAAAUACCGUCUGUAACGGGAAGAAAAUCUUGGCUAACUCGGUAAAUCCCAUCCUUUCCCACUAGAGCAUCUGCUCAGCUCGGUCUCACCCUGCUGGGAGCCACGAGAAGUUAAUGUGUCCCAGAUCUCUGCCAGAAGGCCCUGCCAUGCCGUCCCCUCGGCAGGCACAGAGCCAGCACGGACACGGCGGCUCCUGGCAUCCAACUCUACCUCUUGGCACACACAAAAAGGCUUCCCACCCCAAUGGCCAUGACCUCCAGAGGGUGGGAAUAACACAGGGGCUUCUGCUUCUGUGGGUCACCCCUUUGGUGAAAGGGAAGCCAUUGUCAUCUUCAUCACAUGCAAAUUAAGCGUGACCUGUCACCGGCUAACGAGGUGCCAAGGCUGGGGAGGCAGUUCCAGAACAGCCGGAUGGCCAAGAUGAGGGUUGGCCUCGCAGCCAACACACACCGUGGGUCUGGCAGGGCCACAGGGAAACGGGUGAGUCUGAAAGGGCUGGAAACACAGGGGAUGCAGCUGAGGAUGAGAAGGUUUGGGAGCUGGUGGAGGAACAGGAUGGGGUAGGGACAGGGAUCCCAGAUUUUUUCCACUUCAGAUUCCUCCUGUUACUAUUCUCUGUCUUUGUUGCUCAGCUAUGGGUCCAAAUUUA
Molecule: messenger RNA, 3150 nt
Organism: Neopelma chrysocephalum (saffron-crested tyrant-manakin)
Lineage: Eukaryota; Metazoa; Chordata; Aves; Passeriformes; Pipridae
Gene: FAM163A
Product: family with sequence similarity 163 member A
Exons: 4
Coding region: 123-623 (166 amino acids)
Source: RefSeq, a predicted model, not a curated record